Molecule: messenger RNA, 2620 nt
Organism: Oldenlandia corymbosa var. corymbosa
Lineage: Eukaryota; Viridiplantae; Streptophyta; Magnoliopsida; Gentianales; Rubiaceae
Source: the annotation of a GenBank genome assembly
AAUGAAAACAACUCUCAAUCAUCAACUUGAGGGUAGGGAAUUUUCGUAAUUUUUCCAACACUAGGAAGUUACCGUAAUUUUUUAAAUUUCAGGGGAAUCUUGUAAUUAAACCAAAGAAUAAUUCUCACCGGACAAACUCAAAAUCGAAAAAACAACCAUUAUCCAUUUGCCCUAAAAAAAAUUCAAUCGGCCACCGAUGAGCACCCAAAUUUUAGCGCCAAAAAAAUAAUAAUGCUCCAUUUUCCUGCCCUUCUUCUUCGUCACUUCCCUCUCCGUAACCCUGUUUCCUUCUUCUCCUCUCCUGCGAAUUCAUUCAAGCCCGUUUUCCUUCCGAACGUCCGCAACAGCCCGACCCGAAAUCCUAAUGGGUUGAUGUUAUUGAGGCCGCCGGCGAAUUUUCCAGGCAUUUCCCUAGGGAACUCGUCGGUUUACCAAUAUUUAAGUGAUGAGGAUUUCGACGUGGAGUUGGGCCGUCUCCUUGCCCUACUGCCGGAGGAGAUGCGGCGGAAGAUCAGUGACCAUCCGGAGCUCCACUACCUGAUCGAGGUGGUCAUGGAUUUGGGCCGGAAGCCACUUGCUCGCUUCCCUUCCGGUGACUUCGUCUUGUGGGAUCGUCCCAUUACUAUGGAAGACCUUGAUCAUGCUAUUUCUCAGGUUGGGGAUUUUGCAAUUGAUAAUAGAGCUGGAAUUAGCAGAACUCUGCAUAGGAUUAGUGCUAUUAGAAACAGGAAAGGUGCAAUCAUUGGGUUAACUUGUCGUGUUGGAAGAGCAUUGUCAGGAAGUGCCAAUUUGCUGAGGGAUUUGGUCAAAGAUGGGGCUUCAUUACUGCUCAUUGGUCCUCCAGGCGUUGGUAAAACAACAAUCAUUAGGGACAUAGCACGGAUGCUUGCAGAUGACUACGAGAAGCGAGUCAUGAUUGUUGAUACGUCAAAUGAAAUUGGUGGAGAUGGCGAUAUACCUCAUGCAGGUAUAGGGAAUGCUAGAAGGAUGCAAGUGCCUCAUGCUGACAUGCAGCACAAGGUGCUGAUCGAAGCAGUUGAGAAUCACAUGCCUCAAGUUAUUGUAAUUGAUGAAAUUGGUACAAAACUUGAAGCACUGGCAGCAAGUACGAUUGCACAGCGUGGAAUUCAGUUAGUGGCCACUGCUCAUGGAGUCACAAUUGACAAUUUAGUGAUGAAUCCUGCAUUGGAUAUGCUUGUUGGUGGAGUGCAGAGUGUGACACUUGGGGAUGAAGAGGCCAGCCGGAGGGGAGUUCAGAAAACAGUUCAAGAGAGAAAAGGGCCAUCAACCUUUAGCAGUGCAGUUGAGAUAAUUUCCAAGACAGAACUACGAGUGCAUCGUAGUUUAGAGGCAACUGUAGAUGCUAUUCUUGCAGGACGCUACCCAUCUUAUCAAGUUCGAAAAAUAAGGGGAGUUGAAGAUGAAGCAGAAAACAGUUCAUCCCAUCAUGAUAUGUUGGACGUUAACAAUAAUAAUUUGCCUGAGAAUAGUUUAUUGGUGGAAGAUGAUGAGUUCCUUGACGAAGAUGAAACUUCAGGUGGUUUAGAUUUAAUCGAUGAUGAGAGGGUCUCUAAAGAUGAAACUGCACUCUGCGUCUUUCUUUAUGGGGUAUCUGAGGCUAGCGUGAUACAAGGAAUGAAGCAAUUAAAAGUAGAUGAGGCCAUCAACUUCACAGAUAAUAUUAGCGAAGCAGAUGUACUACUAGCUUUGCAGUCCAAGCUCAAAAAGAAUUCUCGUAUUCAAGCAGCUGCAAGAUCUCGUGGCAUUCCCAUUUAUAUCACAAAAGUAUGCACUUGCCCUGGUACCUCUUCUUUCGUUGUUAGGCCAAUUUGUUUAUUUGUCCACCUUUCAUUCCUACUAAAGGCAAACUUCCACAGACAAGUGCAGUGGCUCAGUUAAUGAAAGCCAUUCAGGCGCUAUUUACUGACUAUAAAGAUGGGUUAGAGUUUCCUGAAUCUGAAGCUGUGAUCAACGAGUCGGAAAAGAUUGAUGCACUGGAGGAGGCAAGAACAGCUAUAGAGCAAGUUGUGAUUCCUAGAGGCGAAGCAGUAGAACUACUCCCUAGACCACAGAAUCUGUUGCUUCUUCAGAAGGAUCUUAUCCGGAAGUACAAACUAAAAUCCGAAAGGGUUGGUGCAGUACCUCAUGUAAGGCUCCGGAUUCUGCCCUUUCAGAGUACCAAUACCGGCGAUGAGCAACUGAAUGAGGGGCUAGAUGAAGAUGAUGAACUCCUUAGAGCCCACAAGAGUAAUGGUUCACCCUACACUGUAGAUAAGUUGCCUAUCCUGCCAGAUACUUUAGCAUCGGAUAAUUAGCAACGUCAAGAAGUCUUCUUGUAAAGGCAGUAUCAGAAUAGGUAUCGAACUAUGCUCUAUUGUUAUAUAUUGUAAGUAAUGACUUAACAAAAUCUGAUUGAUACAUUCUUCCCCUUAAUAUCUCUUGAAACAUCAUGUUUACCUCUUUCUAACAAUCUGAAAUGGAGAAGCAUCUCUACCAAAAAGAAGAAAAGAAAAGAAAGAAAUGGAGAAGCAUACAAUGUCUACAAUGGGUUUGUUUAAAAGGUUUUUAUUUCAAUUUUUGUUCUUAAUUUGUGGGAUGUUUCAAGAGGAUCAAACUUAGC